AUGUUGCAAAGCUUCACCUUUCCACCUGAGCCUGAGAAUGCAAGGGACAGACAUGUCCCGCCUUCCUUCAACAGGCACUUAGCCCCAAGGCCUAUUGCACCAGCACCACCUGGUGGGCGGGCUUUACACCGCAGAGGCCUGAGUCUCGAUCAAGGUGUUGCACGGCACCAGCAGAAUGCAUCGAUAUAUGGACAGGAGGCGUUUGACUGGUCCCGAUGGCUAGAUAUCGGAGACUACAACAUCAAUAACGCUUCAGAGAGUCUGCGGCCACGAACACCAAUCCACCAGACUGAUAAUGAAGAAUCCUUCCUGUUAACUCCUGCAACAACACCUUGUUGGAAAUCAGCGGUCAUCCCGCCGAGGAACUGCCGAACUGCGCAUUCAUCUCCCACCAAAAAGGCUCCCCCACCUCUACUCCCUCGAAAUGUUGAGCCAAUGCAACGAGCAAAAUCGUCCCAGGGACCCGCAGACGGCUAUUAUUCUCAGCAAGAUAUUCCACCAUUUCAAGAUGCACCGCUAUUUCAGCUGCCUGAGCAUUUUGAUUCUAAGUUGUCCAGGACAGACGAUGACAUCUUUACCGACCUCACCUUCCAUCAUGCUGAGAAUUCAGACCCAUUCACCUUAGGUGACCUCCCAUCACCAAUCAUGACCUCCUUCUCGUCCCUCCACGAGCUCCCCAAACAACAUACAUCAGAACUCGCUGUCAGACGAGGGAAAAAGGUUCCAAUUGCUCCAGCUGCAGCUCCAACUCCGGCUCCGGCUACCCUUCUACCAACGAGACCCAGGACUGGUUCCGCUAGCGGGUGUUCGUCUCCUAUAAAAGCGGCGUUAGCACCUCGUGUCGUCACAAUAGCUGAUCUCAAACUCGACGCCAGUAUCGAUGCGUCCCUAGAGGAAACAGGGGUUACUCUUGAGGAUAUAUGCGGCUAUAUUGAAGGUCCCGACCCAGCAGACAAUAAGUGGCAACGCGGGAUGUGCAGCGGUGCAUUUGUGGGUGCCGUAAGGAGAGCAGAACGACGUGGGAGACCUAGGAAGGAUCGGCCUAAAUUUGAAGAGAGACGGGAAAAGGCAACCAGAGCAAGACAACGAGAGAGGAAGAAGGCGCCUAGCCCGCCUGUCCAAGACUCUUCGUCGAGUUCAUCUUCAUCUGCACCAUCACCCGAAAGCGACAGCUACGAUGCCCCAAGCACUAGAGAACAUAGUCCUGCUAAGGAAAUGCUAUUCCUCGAUAUGGACUCGAUUGCUUUGCCUCCUGAUGUUUUCACAUUCACGCCUCCCGCAUCACCCAGCUACAGUACCGGCAACAUCGGCUCCCCAGCCCGUAGCUAUUAUUCAACGUCUCAAGAACCCGAAGAAAACCGACUUUGCCUAUCUCCCUCGAAACGAUACCUCGCCGACAUCCCUGAAGAGAUCCUGGAGCUCCCACCCCUUGACUGUGGAUCUCCAACCCCUGUCAAACGUGAAAGCAAGAGAGACCUGACAGGGUCGCCAUGCCGCACUUUAUGGCCAGCUAAUGCAGGGUCAACCCUCACUGAAGCAUCAAGCGGCAACGACUUCGACGAUGUAUUCUCAAGCCAAGCAAGCACGUCAACAUUCGAUCCGGACCAACUUCCUCCCUUGGGACCUCAGUCAACCACAGGCAUCUCCGAAUCUGGCUCAUCGCAAUAUGAUGAUGACAUAUUCCUGAGCCAAUUAAAUGGAGAAGGCGCCAAUCUCGACAAUGACUAUUUCCCGCUUUCACUAUCACCAAAUACUGAUGCUUUCUUUGAUUCAUUCACGACCGAGCUGAAAUAA
Molecule: messenger RNA, 1794 nt
Organism: Arthroderma uncinatum
Lineage: Eukaryota; Fungi; Ascomycota; Eurotiomycetes; Onygenales; Arthrodermataceae
Exons: 3
Coding region: 1-1794 (597 amino acids)
Source: RefSeq, a predicted model, not a curated record